CCCUGUCAGCCCUGCCUUCUUCGCAACCGGCGUUCAGACUGCACCUCACUCGCAACCUUCGCCUACAUUCAUCACUCCCUUCCCUUCCUACUCUCUCCUCCUCUCCCAUGUCUUCCUCAGCAACUGCAAUCCCGGCAGAGACGCCCCUUCUGUCGGCUUCUCGCCUCAUCUCCCAGGCUCUCUCGCUGCUCAGGGACUCGCCCGAUUCCGCCCCGAGCCAAGAUGCCAUCUCUCAGCUGCAGCUCUCCUUGGACGUUCUCACCAAGCUAGAUCCUUACAUUGAGUCUCACAGCGCCGCUCCGCCCGCUGCUUUCGAGGGACUGGCACAGGCCACAGUGUCCGAAGAUUGGGCUGCCCGUCACAGGGAGGGUAAGACCGCCUUCCCCCUGGGGGCCCAGUUCUCCGCUGGAGCUUAUGAAGGAAUGUUCGUGGCUCAGGUUGCAAAGAGUAUCCGGGCCAAGCGAGUCCUGGAGGUCGGCAUGUUCACUGGCACGACCACCCUCUGCAUCGCCGAUCAAUUGCCUGCGGGAGGAAAGGUCAUUGCGCUGGAAAUCGAUGCCUACCUGAAGGACUUCCUUAAGCCCCAUGCGGAGAAGGCCGGCGUCUCCGAGAAGAUCGAGGUCAUGACCGGCAAGGCAAAGGACUCCAUCGAGACUAUUCUCAAGGAGGUCCAGAGCGGAAAAGCAGAACCCUUCGAUCUCAUCUUCAUUGAUGCUGAUAAGGAGGGCUACCAGGGUUACUUUGAUCAAAUCAUCAAUGGUGGCCUACUCGCCAAGUCGGGAACCCUACUCUGCGACAACACAUUGUACAAGGGCUCUCCGUUCCUUGAGGAGGGCUCACCUCAAAUUGAGAAGCUCCUCGCCAAGGUCCCCGGCAUCUCUGUCAACAAUGCAGUGGCUCUGCGAAAGUUCAACGACAACGUCUUGCAGGACAAGCGAGUCCUGUCUACCAUUCUGCCCAUCCGUGAUGGAGUUACGUGGAUCAACUGGGCCUGAGAGAAGAUUGCGGCCCAAGACAGAGCGCUGAGCAGUGGUGGGGAAGAGUCACAAAUCGGAAAAGGAACUGGAAUCGCGUUGAUAGAAGAACAGACGUGGACGCUUUCGUUAUGGUACUGUACAGGUCAUUGACUGUCGGUCUUGCCUCUUUGGGGCCUCUGCUCUUUAGUCCUCCUCUUGUGUUACCCUGCACCCACAAUCAAAACGUCUAUUUGUAGCCAGCUCAAUGAGAUGCUGCUGCCCUCUCGAAUAGUUCUCCCGCUUGUCUGAUUAGUAUCGGACGAGUGAGAAAGCAAGGAUCUUGAAUCAGCAUACAGCGUAGAGGCUGCAGCUCCCCCUCUGAUACUCACUGCUCUUUCCUCUUCAUCUCCUCCAGACGCCUGAUCAUCUGUAUUUGCUCAUCCCUGUUCCAUUCUCCUCCCUCCAUGCCAGCAAUCGCC
Microstroma glucosiphilum is the source of this 1435-nucleotide messenger RNA. Its product is annotated as S-adenosyl-L-methionine-dependent methyltransferase. The record is from RefSeq and is a predicted model, not a curated record. The coding region runs from base 108 to 995 and encodes 295 amino acids. Lineage: Eukaryota; Fungi; Basidiomycota; Exobasidiomycetes; Microstromatales; Microstromataceae. The transcript is spliced from 2 exons. Gene Ontology annotation, molecular function: O-methyltransferase activity; S-adenosylmethionine-dependent methyltransferase activity.